AGCCGCACCUGUCCCUCUACUGGACAGCCAGGAGCGGAAUUCCGGCAAGGGAAUGACGCGAGGGACUCCGCGCACCUUGGAGACCCUCGAAGCGCGCAGGGCGCACGACGCCAGCCCCCCUCCCGACCCCUCAAUCGCCCUGCGGAGCUGUCACCCCGGAUGCCUGGGGGAGGGGGCCCAGGAAGGGGAAGUGGCCGCUUCUGCUUCUGAUUAUGCUGUGGAUGGGGGCAGGGUGUCACGGCCGGGAUUCCCGCAGGGCAUCCCAGGGGCGUCAGGCCAGGGGGCGGCGGCAGAAGUGUGGCAAGAUCCGGCUCGUGUUUCCGGCUUUUUGUCUCUGUUGUAUGUCGAGUGUCAUUCAGUCCUGUCCCUCGUGGUUUCAACCGUCCCCGUGUGUGUUUAUGCCGCAGGCUGGGUGCCUGUCCGUCCCACGUGUGUUCCCAUCUGUCUGCCUUGGGGUCCAUGUGGCUCCAUUGUCAAGCCGGCCCUCUGCUCCGGGAUACUGUGGCAGCUGCAUCCGCGCGUCUGUUUUCUUGCUUUGCUUCUGGGCCCGCGCCUGUGUGGGUGUCUGCGACUGUGAGCCGCUGCCUCUCUGAUUGUGCCUGGGUCCAUCUGUCUGGCCUGAGAUGGUUCCACCGAAGCCCACUGUCCCAUCCCACACUAGUCUUGGACCAGAACUCAUUCAGGACUCCCUCCAGCUCCGGAAAGCAGGAAGAGAUACAGUGACAUCUUCCAGAGUCUGGACAACCUCGAGAUAUCACUGGGGAACGACCUUUGAGCCCCUGGCUGGAGACAUUAUAUUUACAGAAGACCUGGAACCUGACAAGGCUGCCACAGCCUCCGUGACCAAUGAAGCCAGCCGCUGGAAUGACCCCUCCCUAGAGGGUCCUGUACCCCUCACAGGGGAAGAACUAGACUUGCGACUCAUUAGGACUAAAGGGGGUGUGGAUGCCGCCCUGGAGUAUGCCAAGACAUGGAGCCGCUAUGCCAAGGAGCUGCUGGCCUGGACAGACAAAAGAGCCAGCUAUGAGCUCGAGUUCACUAAAAACAUCAUGAAGAUCGCGGAGGCAGGCAAGGUGUCCAUCCACCAGCAGAGCCAAAUGCCACUCCAGUACAUCUACACCUUAUUUCUGGAGCAUGACCUUAACCUGGGAGCCCUGGCCAUGGAGACAGUGACCCAGCAGAAGAGAGACUACUACCAGCCCCUGGCUGCCAAACGGAUGGAGAUUGAGAAAUGGAGGAAAGAAUUCAAGGAGCAGUGGCUGAAAGAGCAGAAGCGCAUGAACGAGGCGGUGCAGGCUCUGCGGCGGGCCCAGCUCCAGUACAUUCAACGCAGUGAGGACCUGUGGGCACGUUUACAGGGGUCCCCUGAGGACCUUCCUCCCCAGGCAUCUCCCGGACCCAGCAAACAGCAAGAGCGGAGAAGGCGCUCCCGGGAGGAGGCCCAAGCCAAGGCACUAGAGGCCGAAGCGCUGUACCAGGCCUGCGUUCGGGAGGCUAAUGCGCGGCAACAGGACCUGGAGACCACCAAGUGGAGGAUCGUGUCGCAUGUGCGAAAGCUAGUGUUGCAGGGAGAUGAAGUGCUUAGACGGGUGACGCUCGCCCUCUUUGGGCUGCAUAGAGCGCAGGCAGAGCGGGGACCCCGUGCCUUUUCCGCCCUGGCAGAAUGUUGUGAGCCCUUUGAGCCGGGCCAGCGGUACCAGGAGUUUGUGCGGGGCCUGCAACCAGAAGCCCCUCCGCCACUACCUCCUGCCUUCUGCUUCCAGGAGUUCACGCCUGCUGGGCACAGUUCCCCUCUGGACAUAAAAAAGAAGCUCUCUGGGCCCCCAGCUCCAAGGAUGGAGGAAGGUUGCUCUGAGCCCUGUCCUUGGGAGGAUGCCAGCUUAGGCAGCCAUGGCCCCACUCCAGGCAGUGAUGUGGACAGUGUGGGUGGUGGCAGUGAAUCCCGGUCCUUGGACUCUCCCACUUCCAGCCCAGGCACUGGCACUCGGCGGCUGGUAAAGGCCUCAUCUACAGGCACUGAGUCCUCUGAUGACUUUGAGGAGCGAGACCCUGACCUGGGGGACGGGAUAGAGAAUGGGCUGGGCAGCCCCUUCAGAAAAUGGACACUGUCCACAGCAGCCCAGACCCACCGUCUGCGACGGCUUCGGGGCCCAGCCAAAUGCAGAGAGUGUGAAGCUUUUAUGGUCAGCGGUACAGAGUGUGAGGAGUGUUUUCUGACCUGUCAUAAGCGCUGCCUGGAAACCCUGCUCAUUCUUUGUGGACACCGGCGGCUCCCAGCCCGGAUUCCUCUCUUUGGAGUUGACUUCCUACAGCUCCCCAGGGACUUCCCUGAGGAGGUGCCCUUUGUGGUCACCAAGUGCACAAGUGAGAUAGAGCAUCGAGCCCUGAGCAUUCAGGGUAUCUACCGGGUCAGCGGGUCCCGGUUGCGAGUAGAGCGACUGUGCCAGGCCUUUGAGAAUGGUCGUGGGCUGGUGGAGCUGUCAGGAAACUCUCCUCACGAUGUCACAAGUGUCCUCAAGCGGUUUCUUCAGGAGCUCACCGACCCUGUGGUCCCCUUCCACUUCUACGACGCCUUCAUCUCUCUGGCAAAGACCCUGCAUGCAGACCCUGGGGACGACCCUGGGACCCCCAGCCCCAGCCCUGAGGUUAUCCACUCGCUGAAGACCCUCUUGAUACAGCUGCCCGACUCUAACUACAGCACCCUACGGCACCUGGUGGCCCAUCUGUUCAGGGUGGCCGCGAGGUUUGAGGAAAACAAGAUGUCUGCCAACAACCUGGGAAUCGUAUUUGGGCCUACACUGCUGCGGCCACCAGAUGGUCCCAGGGCUGCAGGUGCCAGCCCUGCAGCCUGCCUACUGGACUCUGGGCACCAGGCUCAACUUGUUGAGUUCCUCAUCCUCAACUACGAGCAGAUCUUUGGGAUGGAUGAGCUUCCUCUGGCCCCUGAGCCCUUGCCCCAAGACCCCUGCCCAGCUCCUGUACCCCUGGCAUCCAGCCCCCGGCCCCCAGCCCCAUUUCUUGUCCCAGACACACAGCCCCCAGCCAUAGCCUCAGACUCUAGCCCAGACCCCAAGCCCCACGAUGCCCUGGAGAAGCAGCCUAUGGCCACACCCCCUGAGGUUGCAACUCUACAAAGUGACCAAAGGGAGGAAAUGGUGGAAGACAACAGAGAUGGGACAGAGGGAGCAUCCAGCCACAGCCCCGAGGAUUUGCUCCUGGGAACACAAUCCCGGGGCCACUUCAGCCGCCAGCCAGUGAAGUAUCCCCGGGGAGGUGUACGGCCUGUCACUCACCAGCUGUCCGGCUUGGUCCUGGUGGCUUCCAAGCUUUCUGAGGAGGCUCCUAUCACUGUCUCGACAAUGCACCGAGGUAGUUUGAGGGGACGAGGCCAGGGCCCUGCUGCUGCCUCCCCUGAUGGCAGCCCCCUGCGCCGUACCCCUCUGCCUAAGCACUUUGAGAUCACCCAGGAGACAGCCCGGCUACUCUCCAAACUGGACAGUGAGGCUGUGCCCAGGACCGCCUGCUGUGCUGACCCUCAGCCUGAGGAAACUGAGGAGCAUCUCUGACUACCCACCAUCCUGAGAGACACAGGACUGAGGAGGUGGCUCUAUGUGUCUCCCCACCUGCCCCCACCUGGAGACCAAACCAAUUUGGUGGGGUGAAGGAAAAAGGAGUUUCCAGAAAAUUCCAAUAAGGAAAGACUAUCCUGUGGAAGACCUAAAACACUUGGUUUGAGUGUCUUAGCAUCUCUCUUGUCAGACAUGAGGUUUCAAAUGUCAGAGCCACACAGAUGCAAGACAGGUGACUCGGGGUCAGUUCUCAAUGGUCAGUACAGGUCCUAAGAUACUUAGAGUCCACCCUAGUCUCUGACCUCUGAGACAGAGGUAUCCGGCUGCUUUGAUCACAAUGGUUCCCAAGCCCACCUACCUCCUUGGCUGAUUCCAGGUGACCAGUUUUUGGAGUGGCUGGCCUGGAACUUACUAUGUAGAGCAGGCUGGCUUUGAACUCAGUGGAGAUCUGCCUGCUUCUGCCUCUGCCUCCCAAGUGCUGGUGGACUCUGGGUGCUGAUUGCCUGUGAAUAAAACUAUCCUGGGGCUGGUGAGAUGGUUCAGGGCAUAAACGUGCCUGAGGACCUGAGUUGGAUACCCUGGAUCCAAAUCGUAAAAGGAGAGAACUGAUUCCAGCAACUUGUCUGUCUUUUGGUCUCUGUGCACAUAUAGACAAAUAAGAAGUAAUGAUUUUUUAAUUUAA
Molecule: messenger RNA, 4251 nt
Organism: Nannospalax galili (Upper Galilee mountains blind mole rat)
Lineage: Eukaryota; Metazoa; Chordata; Mammalia; Rodentia; Spalacidae
Gene: Gmip
Product: GEM interacting protein
Exons: 21
Coding region: 624-3566 (980 amino acids)
Biological process (GO): signal transduction; negative regulation of GTPase activity; activation of GTPase activity
Cellular component (GO): plasma membrane
Molecular function (GO): GTPase activator activity
Source: RefSeq, a predicted model, not a curated record